GCCAAUAAACACGAAGAAGUGUAAAUUCGAGUAGGACCAGAGAGCCACCGCACCGACGGAGUUGUAGCGACUCGAGAGAUGGAGGAGGGAAGCAGGCUUCCGUGGAUGAGAUAUGGCUCCGCUGUGUCUCUGUUUGUGGUUAUUUUAGCGCUUUGGUUCCGUUCACCGCAGGAUGUAGAGCUGGAUUACCGACUUGACUCAGUCCUUUCGUCUUUGCUCCGGGCUGAGAGGAAAGUCGGCAUGAAUAACGCCCGACCCAGAGUGGCGAUCGGUUUUGGAGGUUGUGCCGACCUGAUAGUAGAUGGUGUGUCAUUUCUAAAUAAAAUGGGAAUCCUUAACAGCGACCAGCCCAUGCACCACGACUAUCUAGAAAAUGCUGAACAGCUGGCGCAGAGCUUUGCCUACUUCUUUGCACCUGGAGCUGCUGCAGAGCGUUUUAUGUUAAAUGAAACUCUCUUCAGUGAGCUGGUGGAGUGUGCUCGUGACCUACCUGGAAACAGGUGGGCUGUGGGUGGCAACGCUCCCGUAAUGGCGGGGCGCAUGGCAACCGAGGGAUGUGAUGUGCUGUUGGGGGGAAGUUUCAGCACUGAUUUUACUGAUGUGUUGUCUCGGCACAUUACAGUGGCUGGUAAGGACAUCGAGGAGCCAGACAUCCACCUGAUUCUGGAAUAUUCAUCCAGUACUAGCUGGGGGCACUAUACCUCCCAAAGAGCCAACAGAUACAUCAUUCACAGUGAUGAUCAUAACCCCUACUUGGACUCCUUGGAGGAGUUUGCCAAGAAACUCAGAGACUUCAGACCAGAUCUGAUAGUGGUGGGUGGUUUACAGAUGAUGGACAACUUCCCUUUCCUGCCAGGUGAGCGAGAAGCUGUCCUCUCUAGGCUGGAAGGCCUGCUGUCCACCUCAUCUCCUCAGAUCGGCAUCCACUUUGAGAUGGCCAGUUUUGUUGACGAGAGUAUUGUGGAUGACCUUCUGCACCACGUCAUCCCCCAUGCUGACUCUUUAGGGAUGAACGAACAGGAACUUCCCAAUCUCCUCAGCCUGCUCAAAGGCUCCAACAUCACCGUGCUCUCAGACCCAAACCCUCGCGUAGCUACAGUCCUCGACCAGAUGAGGGAGGUUUACCGAAUUCUGAACCAGCGUCACAAGGACACCAGCUCAGACAGCAACUUAGACAGUGCUAAGUUCAAGGGUAAGCCACUGACCCGACUCCAUGUGCACACGUUGGCCUUCCAAGCCAUGAUUGUGACGCACGGCUCUCAGUGGAAGAACACCAUGUCGGCUAUCGCCAAGGCAUCGCUCACAGCUAACCGGCACGUCUGUGGCUCGAAUGACAUCGACCUCAGCAAGGCGAGACUCAUUAUGGAUGACUCGUUUUCCGUUAGCCACCGUGCCGGCAGCCAGCGUAUCCCUCUGCAGGAGACCAGGCCCGUCAGCUGCUGGGAUGAGGACGACUACCAGAUCUGCGUGGCACCGGUGCUGGUGUGCACUGAGGUUUAUCAAACUGCAGGUGGGGGGGACAACAUCUCAGCUGCUGGCCUGGUGCUGCAGAUUUAAAGAGGGACACCAAAGGUUAUUGUGUGUUGAGCCAACCAAAUACUGGACUGUAGAAACUCUAUCUGGGUACGAUACGCUCUUGCUGUCAGAUACUGACACAGGUUUCAGGUUUGCUAAUCAUGGCCCUGCUAGAUGACCGAUCAUCACUCAAGAGUCAGAUCAUGGAGAUCAAAUCUAAUUUGUUCAGGCUUCUACAUUUUAAAUCUUUAAAUGUAUCCAAUCAAAAUCUGGUAAAUGUUUAAACUUAUUUUAUUUCUAAUCCAACUAGGACUUCUUGAGUUGAAUCUCAGAAGGGAUUAAGGUGUUUAUUCUGGUUUAAGGCUUUAUUAUUUCUCCAUUUUCUAUUCAGUUAAUUUUAUGUACAUGCAGUCAUUUGUAUAUGUUUUCUUAUCUAAUUCUUCCAGUUUGACCUUUUAGACUGAAAACAACCAGCAGAAAUUGUCCCAUUACACCCAUCCAGAUGGUCCAUCUUCUGACUAGUGGUUUUAAUGAGCUUGUUCUUUUCUUCUUCACUGAGGCCUUAUAGAACUUGAUCUACUGUCUGGAUCAGAUAAAGAGAGAGAUGAGGUUCAGAUGAAAGCAGAUGUUUCUUACCAAGUUUUGCACAACUUCUUCUGCAGGAUAAAAGUUAGAUUUAAACAAGCUAAUCCCAGGAUGCAGCUAUGCAGUCGAUGUUUGCUGGGAAACUCCAAAAUGGAUGAAUCUUCUGUUUGUUGGCAGCAGCAUGUUGAUCAGGUGUUGGAUAACCCCUUUGACCUUAACUGAUGCAGAUCAAAUUAAUUUUCUUUUUUUUGUUAUUUUAAGUGAAGUCAAGUUUUGGGUGAAAACUUGUCAGAUUUAAACCACCUCUUCCCUCUAGCUUAUCCUUUUACAAAAAGGUUUUCCAGUUGAAGGUUCCUGUUCUUCCCAGUAUAUGUAAAAAGUGCAAUGUGGUUUGUUUUCUGGUGCUCGUUCUGGUUCAGGUGGAGUGCAAUAAUGGGACAAAAUUGUGAAGAGACCACCGUUGGUAGCAGGUUACGUUACCAUAUUCCUCUCUACCUCUGCUUUUGUUUCCUUUCUUACUCGUUGCCUUUUAUUGUCACGUGUUGGUCUGUAAUUUUCUGACAGCUAACGGCUCUUCAGGGACCAACUGACUAGUGAGGCAGAGGUUGCUAAAAAUGUAUCUUGCAUUAAAAUGCUGGAAUAAAUGAAUCGGAAGCUCCUCUAUAACUGAUUCAACAGGGCAUAGACAUGAGUACUUGAAGCCACAUGAAUCAGUAUAUGAAGUAAUGGACCAAUCAGCAGGUAUCUUCUAUAUUUUUCACCUUCUCAGAAGACUUAAAAACAAAAUAUUCUGAAAAUGAGAGCUGUAGGUUGGAGGGCCAUUUGAUUAUAUGACAUGAAUAUAUUUUUCAUGUUCUGGUUGAAUUAACAUUUGGAAUAAAAUCCCAUUUAACUUUCCCACUACAUUUUCAAAAAUAAACAUUCCUCCUUUUUCUUCUGAAUGACGUUUCACCAAAGUGGAUUAACAUCGUAGAUUUUAGGUCAUAGCCACUUUUUAACUCAUUCACUUUGUUACCAAGUCUGAGGUCAUAAAAGAAGAAUGUAAACGUGUAAAAAGUGUUUUUGUUUUAUUUAUUUCUUUUCUGGUAAAUCAAAACUGUACUGAUUUGAUUUGAGUCUGUUUGUGGAAGCUGGUGGUAAAUGAGAAUUAUUCUGUUUCACUGUUAAAAAAAACUAUUAAGGCUUUUGUUUUAUGAAUUUGUCUAAAAUCUUGAAUAUAAUGCCAGCUGAGGUUUGUCUCACUAUGGAUUAAAGUCAUAAUGUAGCAUGAA
Messenger RNA from Nothobranchius furzeri (turquoise killifish), 3371 nucleotides. Lineage: Eukaryota; Metazoa; Chordata; Actinopteri; Cyprinodontiformes; Nothobranchiidae. The record is from RefSeq and is a predicted model, not a curated record.